AGCCCUAGGCCCCAAGGCGCUGUCGCACGGAGUCGCGCAGCCCGCUGCCUCUGUGUGGCGGGGAUCCCAGCCCCGCGUGGCGGCCGCUGGUGGCUGGCUGCCCCCUCACCGCCUUGGGCUCCCGCGAGCUCCCAGACCUCCUCGGGCAGAAGGGUGAGAGCGGACUCGAGAAACGUGGCGAAGCCCCGGGCCCACGGCGGUUCGCUGGAGAGCGCGGUGGUGGCAGCCCGGAUUGGGAACCCAUGCCACACUCACCUGCUCAACUGAGAAAGCAUUACCAUGCCAGGUAAAGGGAAGAGAAAGGGCCAGGGCCGGUCCCACCGGAAGAAGCCGAAGAAACCGGAAGUGGACAUCCUAAGCCCGGCGGCCAUGCUGAACCUCCAGUACAUCGCGCACAACGCCGCCCACUGCCUGUACCUGCGCGGCUUCCGCUGGCCGGGCGCCACCAAGUCCAAGAAGGGGAAGAACAAGAUUUAGGAGAGAACUUGGGGACGAGAGAUCAGGGUAGUAACUACAUUGCAAGCAAAAAUAGACUUUACUCAAGACAAGUUGAGACGCAAGCUAAGUGUGCUUUUCUGUGGUCAUUAGUGAUAAACACGUUUCACUUCCUCAGCUAAACGCGGGUACGGUGAGCCGCUUUGGUUUUUCAGAAGUUAAGAGGGGGAAAAAAGUGAGUAAUCCCCACACAGUGUGGUGGAAUUGGUAGGACUUUAAAAAAUUAUUAGAAUUCUGGGUCAGAAUUAAACUGCACUCUCCAAAGGCAGUUCCUAGCUUGCCUGAGUUUUUUUUUUGGGGGGGGGGGGGUUCCCUGCCAAAAAGGGUACAUAUUUAGAGAAUAUAUGGAAAAGCACAGGAUUUGCUUAUGAACAUCCCUUUUGGGGGCACAGUUCCAUUUCCUUGUCUUUUUCAGGAAAAAUUAAAUUUUUUUUUCUUUAA
This is a messenger RNA of Phacochoerus africanus (Common warthog), 936 nucleotides long. It is a transcript of the gene SMKR1, whose product is annotated as small lysine rich protein 1. The coding region runs from base 280 to 477 and encodes 65 amino acids. The transcript has 3 exons. NCBI's taxonomy places the organism in Eukaryota, Metazoa, Chordata, Mammalia, Artiodactyla, Suidae. The record is from RefSeq and is a predicted model, not a curated record.